This is a messenger RNA of Lepisosteus oculatus (spotted gar), 1195 nucleotides long. Its product is annotated as protein BTG1. Gene Ontology annotation, biological process: negative regulation of mitotic cell cycle; negative regulation of cell population proliferation. Lineage: Eukaryota; Metazoa; Chordata; Actinopteri; Semionotiformes; Lepisosteidae. Gene Ontology annotation, cellular component: nucleus; cytoplasm. The record is from RefSeq and is a predicted model, not a curated record.
UGAGUAAGUGGGCAGUUUUGCUGGUAGAGGAGAGAUUAACUUGGUUAGCGGGGGUGGAAGAGACUGUGUUAAAUUAGAACAAAAAAAAAUCGAUAAGUAGGCAGUUGUUUCAGAUUAAAAUACAUUAUAUUUCAUCUAUAUACUUACACUUGACGAACGGACACGUUUAAACGGUUUUUGAUCGGAGUUUUUCCCCCUUUUUUGUACAAAGGGAAAGUAUUGCUUAGCGUCAGACAGGCCCAGCCUUAUUGUUCAGUUUGCUUUCCGUCUUCCCAAAAUAAUCGCUUAAAAUUCCGACUUUUUUUCGGUGGAUUGAUCGCUAUUCGGUCACUAAAGCCGUCUCUCGCCUUGCAACAAAGCGAUUUGUGUCUGUUGGGAGGUGCAAACACGGGUUGUUUUUCUGGUUUUCGACGGCUCAUGAGAAAAUUACCCACUCGAUAAAAUGAAAACUGAGAUCUCCACAGCUGCGAAGUUUAUCACCCGGUUGCUGAGGACAACUGGUUUCCUGUCCGAAGACCAACUCCAACGUUUUAGUCAGUCUCUGGAAGAAGCCUUGGGAGAACAUUACAAACAACACUGGUUCCCACAGGCUCCCUGCAGGGGCUCGGGCUACCGGUGCAUCCGGAUCAACCACAAGAUGGAUCCUUUGAUAGGAAAAGCCGCCAGCACCAUCGGACUCAACCGGGAGCAGCUCUUCACGCUGUUGCCCAGUGAACUGACACUGUGGGUCGACCCGUUCGAGGUUUCCUAUCGUAUAGGAGAGGAUGGGUCCAUCUGUGUCCUGUACGAGUCCACGCCACCCGCCAUUGUGAAUCCCAGUGUGGUGGACAGAAACAGCUGUAAGGAAGAACUCAGGUUCGGAAGGUCUAGCCCUUCCAAGUCGUACAAUAUGAUGACCGUUUCAAGCUAAGCUUUACAUACGAAGCUGUUUUUGUACAGUCCUGUAUGUAUUUUGCCGUCAUUUGAUAAUGUAAUUGUUGUUCCUCUUCUUUCUUUAGACAUUAAAGUUAAGUAUAACUGCCAAAACUAUUUGUUUAUUGUGGCCAAGGGCUAUUGUACAAAAUGAGCUGCAUUGUAACGUUCCUGGAUUGUAUGAUGUAAAUUACAUGUACAGUCAUGUGGCGGUGUUUUACAGAUUUAUAUUUUAAAACAAAUCCUUGGGUAUUUGUAAUAAAACUCCCAUAUUUGAGCAGUG